AUGACCCCACAUACUAAAUCCGCUGAAGGUUAUCGGUUUGAUUCCCGAAUGGUUGGACGCACCACAGGUCUCAUGGUCCAUCCACCCAAUAGUCGUUAUGCCGUUGGAUGCUCUACGGACUCGUUUCCAAGUGCUCCCACAGAAAAUAUCGCUCUUGGAUGCAAGAAUUUGGCAAAUAGGGAUAAGGCUAGUCAAACCACCUUCAUUUUCUCCCACCUGAUUGAGGUGAAGAGCGAUUGCGAAACAGCCCAGACAGAUCUCUUCUUCCCAUCAUCUAAAAGCCUCCUUCCAGUCGACGGACGGCUCCGCAUUCAGACUGCUCAGGCUUUCAUGGGGUUUCCAGAUCAGCCACUGCUGCCAGACAGUUGGGCGAUAACUGUCUUCCGAACCUGUCCUGUUGGUGAGCUGAUGAAUUCGCGUCUCCGUCUUCGUCUACGUGCCGGAACCUGCACAAGCCAAGACGGCGCUGUUGUGAAAGAUAGGCCGGAGAAGAGCAGAGCUAAAAUCUACCAUCUCAGCGUCGUGCGUGAGAAGACUUUGGACAAGAUUGGGAGGUCUCCGGAUCUGGAUCAGCCGAAAUGGAGCUGUUGCUGCACCUCCACACCGUGUAGAGCCGACAAGUUACACACACGAGCCAGUGUUUCGUAG
Messenger RNA from Protopolystoma xenopodis, 648 nucleotides. The record is from the annotation of a GenBank genome assembly. Lineage: Eukaryota; Metazoa; Platyhelminthes; Monogenea; Polystomatidea; Polystomatidae.